Molecule: messenger RNA, 302 nt
Organism: Lasiosphaeria miniovina
Lineage: Eukaryota; Fungi; Ascomycota; Sordariomycetes; Sordariales; Lasiosphaeriaceae
Exons: 2
Coding region: 6-302 (98 amino acids)
Source: RefSeq, a predicted model, not a curated record
CUGAGAUGAAAAACAAGGGCCAAAAUGGGGGAGGAGAACCGACUCUCCUCCUUUGCCGGCCCCAAAAGCAGAUAACCACGACACGCAGAAUCGACAUGCAGAACACAGGAAGCCACACAGCAGCAACACUGGCCAUCCUAGGAACAAGGACAAGGGCAACGACGGGGAAGGAGAGGAAAGCAGAAAGGAGCAAAAAAACAUACAACACCAGGGAUUCGCUGGUCGUCACCGACCCAACUACUAGUCUGGCCCUCGGCUGUUUAUCGAACGGAGAGCGAACGGGAUCCCGAGUUUUCAGCUAG